ACCAUUACUGUCACACUUUCAAGUCUUAAAUUCCUUUUCCCCACAGAGGAAAUGGUAUUGACAGAUGUCAUUUAUUGUUAAGUCUCUUCUGCAAACUAGAACAGGGUGAGGUUAAAACAGGUUGAAGAUACUAAUCAAGAUACAUUUUCUGGUCAGGAAAUAUGUUGCUCUGUCUCAAACAGGAAACUGUAUUACUUUCCUCCUCCCACCACCAUGAAACAUAGAAGCAAAAGCCUCAUCAACAAGAGACAUCGAAGACAUGGAUGCCUGAUCAGAAAGAAGACACCUUGCUGUCAAUCAUAUUUUGAGGUAAUUUGUGUUUCAGGAGUGGUUCUGCCAAUGGAUCUCACUGAGGAGGAGACAGCACCUCUAAUGGACAGGGAGAGGGGGGGCAGCCAAAUGUCUGGUUCUGGCUCUGGUUUACAAGUCCAUCUCUACUUCCUCCCUGCCACAAAGGCGGGAACAACGUUCAACAUAUCCUCUGGACAAAUCUCUGCUGAAAGGGUCUGUGUCCUGGCAGCAAAAAAAUGUGGAAUCCUACCAGUGUACCACAGCCUAUUUGCUUUGGCGUUUGAUGAUCUGUCCAACUUUUACCCCCCAACACAUGUUUUCAGCACUGAUGAAAUCAUUAGCAUUCACUACAGAGUCAGGUUUUUCUUUGCCAACUGGUUUGGAGAGGGGUCAAAAACAUCAUACCGCUACUGUCUGAGAAGAGGCAGAAUCAGUGCAGUGCUCGACUACUGUGUCAUUGAUUAUCUCUUUGCACAGUCCCGUAGUGACUUUGUGGCUGGCCAGGCGGGGGUCUCACCUCCCUUGAGCGUCCAGGAGGAGUGUCUUGGCCUGGCAGUGCUCGACCUAUGGCGAUUGGCUAAGGAACACAACCAGAGCGUAAGGGAGGUGUGCAAGAAUGUCAGUUACAAGUCAUGCCUUCCCGAGACACAUCGGCAGGAAAUCCAGCAACUGAGCCGGCUUGCGCGCUACAGAAUCCGUAACACUCUGAAACGGUUCCUGAAGAAGCUUGGCCGCUGCUCGGUGGGGGAACGCAGUCUAAAGCUGAAGUACCUGAUGGAGCUGGCAGGGGUGGAGCCUUCCCACGGCACUGAGACCUUUCAGGUGAACCACCCUGGCUCCCAGCUGCAGCAGAAGGAACCAACAUUCAACCUUAUGCGGGUCGCCGGGGAGAGCGGCAUACAAUUCAGUGGAAGUCACUGCCCUGCCGAUGUCCUGGAGUGGCAGACAUUUUGUGACUUCCCAGAGAUCAUCGACAUCAACAUCAAGAGGGCGUGCCACGAGCAGGUUCCCCAGGACAGCAGGGUGGUCACGAUCACCCGGCAGGACGACAGAUGCCUGGAGGCCGAGUUUCAAACAGUGACUGAGGCGCUUUCAUUUGUUUCACUUGUGGAUGGCUACUUCAGGCUGACUACAGACUCCAGUCACUAUUUCUGUCAAGACGUUGCACCUCCCAGCCUGCUUGAAGACAUUGAAAGCAACUGCCAUGGGCCAAUCACGUCUGAGUUUGCAGUGCACAAGCUGAAAAAAGUAGGCGCCAAAGAUGGCAGGUUUCUGCUAAGACGCAGCCCCAAAGACUAUGACAAGUUCUUUCUCACUGUCUGCGUUCAGACUCCUCUUGGGCUGGAUUACAAAGACUGUCUAAUUAUGAAGAAUGAACAAUUCAGUCUUUCGGGGGUCCACAAGUCCUUCCUCAGCUUGAGGGAACUCACUGACUUCUUCCAACAAAGCAAGCUGCUCCUGGCUGAGGUUCCUGUCAAGCUGGAAAGAUGUUGUCCACCUCGACCGAAAGAACUCUCAAACAUGGUCAUCAUCCGCGGUAGCAGCUCAGUAGAGACACAGGGGUCUCCGAUGCUGCAAAGGACCAAACCCAGUCACAUCCAGUUCCACAUGAUCAAGUACGAGGAUCUGCGAUGGUCUGAAAGCUUGGGACAGGGAUCCUUCACGCGAAUCUUCAAAGGCAGCAAGAUAGAUAUCCGUGAUGGGGAGAGACAUGUGACAGAUGUUCUGCUUAAGGAGCUGGAUGCAAACCACAAAAACUGCUGGGAGUCAUUCUUUGAAGCUGCCAGCUUGAUGAGCCAGAUUUCCCACAAGCACCUUCUCCUUGUCUAUGGGAUAAGUGUUCACAGAUCCAAGAACGUCAUGGUGCAGGAGUUUAUCAAGUGUGGGGCCCUUGACCUGUUCCUGAAGAGGGAAGGGUCAGUGUCGGUCAGCUGGAAACUUGACGUAGCCAAACAGCUGGCUAGUGCGCUCAAUUUCCUGGAAGAGAAAAACAUUACUCAUGGGAAUAUUUGUGCCAAAAAUCUGCUCUUGGCCAGAGAGGGGGACGCAUCCCAAGGAAGUUCUCCUUUCAUUAAGCUGAGUGACCCGGGCAUCAACUUGGCAAUGUUGGGCAGAGAUGUGAUGCUUGACAGGAUUCCAUGGGUAGCUCCGGAGGUGCUGGAGGCUCCAGAGAGGCUAGAGCUGGAGUGUGAUAAGUGGAGCUUCGGUGCCACGCUGUGGGAGCUAUUCAAUGGAGGACAGGCACCACUACAGGGCCUGGACCUCGAGAGGAAGCUGCAGUUUUACGAGACCUACAAGCAGUUACCCUCCUCAGAGUGGACCGAGCUGGCGGAUCUUAUCAGUCAGUGUAUGAACUACCAACCUGCAUUCAGGCCCUCCUGUCGAAGCAUCAUUCGCCAACUGAACAGUCUGAUAACGUCAGAUUACGUGAUACUCCAUGCUGCGGAGCCUCUCCCUGACAGGGACAGAGCAUUAGGCCCCUCCCACCAGCAGGACCAAUCAGUGUAUGAGGAGAGACACCUGCGCUAUAUCUCCCCUCUGGGGAAGGGGAACUUUGGGAGUGUUGAGCUGUGCCGAUAUGAUCCUCUGGGGGACAACACGGGCGAACUGAUUGCUGUGAAGAAACUACAGCCCAACAAGCAGUCAAACCUAGAAGACUUUCAAAAGGAAAUCAACACCAUUCGCUCCCUGCAUUGUGACUACAUUGUCAAAUACAGGGGCGUCUGCUACAGCAUGGGUCGACUCAGCAUGAGCUUGGUGAUGGAAUAUUUGCCCUAUGGCAGUCUGAUUGGAUACCUGGAGAAGAACCGGCAGCUCGUCAACAACAGGAGGAUGUUGCUUUUUGCCUCUCAAAUCUGUAAAGGAUUGGAGUACUUGCAGAGCAUGCGCUACGUGCACCGGGAUCUGGCUGCUAGGAACAUUCUGGUAGCAAGUGACACACUGGUCAAAAUAGCUGAUUUUGGCCUGACAAAGAUCAUUCCCUUUGACAAGGAGUACUACCGUGUGACACAUCCUGGUGAAAGCCCCAUUUUCUGGUAUGCCCCAGAGUCCAUCACAGAGUCCAAAUUCUCCCACAAGUCAGAUGUCUGGAGUUUUGGAGUCGUCCUUCAUGAGCUCUUCUCCUAUUGUGAGCACAACUGCAACCCAAAGAGGCUAUAUAUGCAGGAGAUUGGCAAUGACAUGCAGGGUCUCUCCAUUUCAAUGCAUCUGGUUGAUAUCCUGAAGGACAACUGGAGGUUGCCUGCUCCACCACUCUGUCCUCCCAGAAUUUAUAGUAUGAUGACGGCGUGUUGGGGAUACAGCGCUGAGGAACGGCCAACGUUCUCCACCCUUGGAGAUCAGAUUGAGACCAGCAUCCAAGAUGAGAGAGAAGGUUCAAAAGGAUGAAUAUAACUGAAGCCAACCCUAUUAGAGAAUGUUGCAUUCUAUCUUGAAAUAUACAUAUUCCUGUUACCAUAUUAGAACUUAUUGAUUACAUUACAUGUAUAAUAAAUGUACAGUUGAAGUCGGAAGUUUACAUACACCUUAGCCAAAUACAUUUAAACUCAGUUUUUCACAAUUCCUGACAUUUAAUAAUAAAAAUUCCCUGUCUUAGGUCAGUUAGGAUCACCACUUUCUCACUCAAUUAGUAUUUGGUAGCAUUGCCUUUAAAUUGUUUAACUUGGGUCAAACGUUUCAGAUAGCUGGUGUAACUGAGUCAGGUUUGUAGGCCUCCUUGCUCGCACACGCUUCUUCAGUUCUGUCCACAAAUUUUCUAUAGGAUUGAGGUCAGGGCCUUGUGAUGGCCACUCCAAUACCUUGACUUUGUUGUCCUUAAGCCAUUUUUUCCACAACUUUGGAAGUAUGCUUGGGGUCAUUGUCCAUUUGGAAGACCCAUUUGCGACCAAUCUUUAACUUCCUGACUGAUGUCUUGAGAUGUUGCUUCAAUGUAUCCACAUAAUUGUCCCUCCUCAUGAUGCCAUCUACUUUGUGAAGUGCAUCAGUCCCUCCUGCAGCAAAGCACCCCCACAACAUGAUGCUGCCACCCCCAUGCAUCACGGUUGGGAUUGUGUUGUUCGGCUUGCAAGCCUCCCCCUUUUUCCUCCAAACAUAACAAUGGUCAUUAUUUACAUUUACAUUUAAGUCAUUUAGCAGACGCUCUUAUCCAGUGCGACUUACAAUUAUGACCAAACAGUUCUAUUUUUGUUUCAUCAGACCAGAGGACAUUUCUCCAAAAAGUCAGAUCUUUGUCUCUAUGUGCAGUUGCAAACCGUAGUCUGGCUUUUUUAUGGCGGUUUGGAGCAGUGGCUUAUUCCUUGGUGAGCUGCCUUUCAGGUUAUGUCGAUAUAGGACUCAUUUUACUGUGGAUAUAGAUACUUUUGUACUUGUUGCCUCCAGCAUCUUCACACGGUCCUUUGCUGUUGUUCUGGGAUUGAUUUGCACUUUUCGCACCAAAUUACGUUCAUCUCUAGGAGACCGAACGCAUCUCCUUCCUGAGCGGUAUGACGGCUGCAUGGUCCCAUGGUGUUUAUACUUUAUACUUCUACUAUUGUUUAUACAGAUGAACGUGGUACCUUCAGGCGUUUGGAAAUUGCUCCCAAGAAUGAACCAGACUUGUGGAGGUCUACAAAUGUUUUUCUGAGGUCUUUGCUGAUUUCUUUUGAUUUUGAUGUCAAGUAAAGAGGCACUGAGUUUGAAGGUAUGCCUUGAAAUACAUCUUCAGGGACACCCCCCAAUUGACUCAAAUGAUGUCAAUUAGCCUGUCAGAAGCUUAUACAGCCAUGACAUCAUUUUCUGGACUUGCCAAAACUUCAGUUUGUUAACAAUAAAUGUGUGGAGUGGAUGAAAAAUGAGUUUUAAUGACUCCAACCUAAGUGUAUGUAAACUUCUGACUUCAACUGUAUAUGUUAGGAGUUAAUGAAAGGUGAAUAGGAACGUUGUGCAUGGAAAGUUACUGAUUGAGAGAAUGGGCAAACAUGUUAUUGCUGAAUAUUAAGUUCCUACGGAAAGAGCAACAGUUUAGUCUCAGUUCCUGAUAAGGCAGGCCAGUUUCCAAAAAAGUAGUACCAGGAAGCAUGUGGAACUCAACUCGAGUUACGGUUAACAGUUGAAGAGAGAAGGAACUUUGGCAGGACCAUGACAAUACCAGUAAGAGGAACAGACUGAAUUCUGGCCUAGCAACAUAGACAGAUUGCUUAUUUUAGACAUACAAGGAGGUGACUCGGCCUAGUCAGAAUGCAUACACACAUGUUUGAGUGACUUGUAUGUUGUGUUUGCAGCUGAAGCAUCCCGUGGGUUGAAUAUAUAUGCUUUUUCUAAUCAUCCGUGUGAGUUUUUCUCUGUUUGUUCACAACCUAAUAACGACUGGAAAGAAACCUUUUGAUAAUAAAUCAUGAUGUAAUCUUUAGAGUGUCUAAGCACACAAAUAAACAAUACUCUUAUAAGA
Molecule: messenger RNA, 5716 nt
Organism: Oncorhynchus nerka (sockeye salmon)
Lineage: Eukaryota; Metazoa; Chordata; Actinopteri; Salmoniformes; Salmonidae
Gene: jak3
Product: Janus kinase 3 (a protein tyrosine kinase, leukocyte)
Exons: 24
Coding region: 214-3678 (1154 amino acids)
Biological process (GO): cell surface receptor signaling pathway via JAK-STAT; cytokine-mediated signaling pathway; intracellular signal transduction
Cellular component (GO): cytoskeleton; cytosol; membrane
Molecular function (GO): growth hormone receptor binding; ATP binding; non-membrane spanning protein tyrosine kinase activity
Source: RefSeq, a predicted model, not a curated record